CCGAUUCUACAAUGUGUGGACCAGAGAAAUGCGGGGGACACGGGUUUGAGCCCUGAUCCGGGAAGAUCCCACAUGCUGCGGAGCAACUAAGCCCGUGCGUCACAACUACUGAGGCUGUGCUCUAGAGCCCGUGCUCCACAACAAGGUGCAAUGAAGAGUAGCCCCCACUUGCCAUAACUAGAGAAAGCCCACGCCCAGCAACAAAGACCCAACUCAGCCAAAAAUAAAUAAAUAAAUUUAUUAAAAAAGAAAAAAGAAUAUUUGGUAUUGCAUGCAUAUGCCUAAACUCUUUCUGGAAGGCUACAUAAGAUACUGUUAACUGUUCCCUGGUGGUCCAGUGGCUAAGACUCCAUGCUCCCAAUGCAGGGGGCCCGGGUUCGAUCCCUGGUCAGGGAACUAGAUCCCACAUGCCACAACUAAAAGAUCCCAUAUACUGCAACGAAGAUCCUGCGUGCUGCAACUAAGACCCAGUGCAGCCAAAUAAAUAAUAAAAUAAAUAAAUAUAUUUAAAAAAAAGAAACUGUUAACCAGCCUGAGGGACAGAGAUGGGAGGGACACUUACUCUUCACUAAACUGUAUUCCCUUUUGCACUAUUUUGAAACGUUUUAAAUGAAUUAUAAUCAAAAUAAAGAGAAAAUAUUGAUAGUUUAAGAAAAAAUAGAUUGCUGGCUGGGUGGAUGAGUGGUGUGACUGAGAUCUAGUUGGCAAGCGUUUCCUCAGGGCCUGCUCUGUGCCAAGCACUGGGUUGGGCAGUAGGGAUACAAAGCUGACCAAGGCCCAGUCUCUGCCCUUAGCAGGCUCACAGUCUGGUGUAGGAGAUAAUCAAUAGAGGCAAACUUCAUUAUAGUGUGGGCAGUGGGCCCUAGAUUCUAUGGGAGUAGCACCUGCUGGAGGGGUCAGGAAAGUGAAGUCUGAGCUGGUCUUAAGGGAUGAAUAGGAGUUUGGGUAAAGAGGGGAGGAAAGAGUGUUCCAAGUGGAGGGAGAUGCUGGAGCAAAGGCUAUCAGUAUGAAACAGCCUAAGAUGUGCAGGGAACUGUAAGCAGAGCUCCUGAGGGUGGGAGAGGGGAAGAGGGUGAGAUGAGGCUGGAGACAGAGGAAGAGGCUAGACCACUGAGGGACUUACAAACCAUGCUGAGAUGGUAGAACAUUAUCCAGUAGGUACUGGGGAUCCUAUAGGAGGAUUUUGAAGCAGGUAAAUUCUCAGCAGUCUAUGUUAGAGCAUUCAAGGCCCACUGCUGGGCCCGUACCUUGAUUUAACUCAUUUCUUUGGGAUCAGGUGGAUGCUAAAGCCCUGAACAGCCAAGUGGAAGAGAAGAAGCUUCAGAAGGCAAAAAAGCAGAGCAAAAUGGCAGCUUAUGGUACCAACCAGGUGCAGUAUGAUAUGGCGGCUAAGAUGCUAGAGAAGGAACAGGCAGAACGGACACGUCGGCUGGCCAAGAAAAUGCAAGAGUUUCGGAAGCAGAAGCAGCGGCUCAAGAAAAGACGUGAACUUGACUUUUGGAAUUCAGACCAACUCUGGAGGGAGUUUCCAGCUCUUCUUGGUGACAAUGAUCCCUACUGGGGCCCAGCCAGCCUGCAGUGCUUCUCUGGGGAAGAUUUGGACAGGACCACAUGCCUGAGAAUGCAGCAGGAGGACUUCAUGCACAGCCUGGAGAGGCCGCUACAAAAGCAACAGCAAGCCAGAGUUGAGGAGAACUGUGCAGAUACGCUCAGUGAACAGCUGCGCCUAGCCGUGGACUUGCGGGCCACCCAGCUGGCCAAGCUGGAGGAGUGCUGCCGCAAGGCCAUAAUGUAUGCCACGGCCAAAGCCAACAAGGCCCAGGCAGCUAAGAUGGCUAAGCAGCAGCACUGUGAGCAUCAGCACCAACAGGAGGCCAACGUCAUGGAGAUCCAAAACCCGACCACAAGUGACCUACUGACUGAGAAUCCCCAGGUCGCCCAAAACCCUAUGGCUCCCCACAGGGUCCUGCCCUAUUGCUGGAAGGGCAUGACUCCAGAGCAGAGAGCUACCAUCAGGAAAGUACAGGAGGUGCAACACCGUGAAAAGGAGACACAGCGCCAGACCAAACAAGCACUGGAUACCAAAAGGGAAAGCCAGCCCGUGUGCGUGGCCCAGACAGCAGUGGAGCUAGAAGAGCAGGAGAGGGAGCUGUGUACCAAAUUUUGGAGGGGACUAAGCUCCUUCAACUAGCAGCUGGCUAAGGAGCGAAAAGACCAGUGAGUUCUAGGGGGUGGCAGCAGGGAUGAAUGCCAAGGGGGGGUGGAGACGGACGGCAAGGGCCAGGGAGAGAGGGAAAGCCCAUCACCUGAGGCCUCUGGAUUUCUAUCUGAAUUCGUUAAUCUAUACCAAUCAACCUACAGCCCAAUAUCACUUGCAAUUCAACACCGGCAGCCGCUGAGCUCAGGAUGGUCAUCUCUCCCUCGUCCCCCAUCAAGCUCACAGAGGCUGAGUCAAGAGAGGAAGAUGAUGCAGACCCCCUCCACCAAUCCAUUUUCCAGUGGGACAGCUAAGCCAGCACCCCGACCUUUGACCCUAGGUAAUAAAGUUAUUCACUAAAAUCAAGGCCACGUGUUGUAAUAGGACACAAAAGGUGUGAGGUACUGCCUUUCCCACCCCACCCCUGGAC
Messenger RNA from Physeter macrocephalus (sperm whale), 2627 nucleotides. RefSeq names its product RIB43A domain with coiled-coils 1 (gene RIBC1). Bases 1346 to 2191 code for a protein of 281 amino acids. The transcript has 5 exons. Lineage: Eukaryota; Metazoa; Chordata; Mammalia; Artiodactyla; Physeteridae. The record is from RefSeq and is a predicted model, not a curated record.